AUGGUCGAUGCGAAUAUCUAUAAAAAAGAGCUUGCUCGACUGGAAGAGAAUCUCAACAACAAUGUGGAGGUAGAGAAAACAUUUCGCGAGAUUCUCGCAAUGAAACCAUGCCACGAAUGGCUCAAAAAGUAUCAUAUCAAGGAACUAUCAUCAAGAUAUCUGUUGGAUAGGAACGUUGGAACGUUGGCAAGAGAGGUUAAAGACAUGGUGAAGGAACAACGAAAGUUAAAAAAAGAGAAGAAGAGAGAAGCGAAACGUGCAGAAGCUGAAGCGGCGUCGAGACAUAGCCCAUCACCUCUACAUCGCAGUCCAUCACCGUUGAUUAAAAAGCACAACGAGCCAUUGGUAGAGCAGAAGCGGAAGAGAUCUCAAGAUGCAGAAGAUGUUAUUCCCAAAAAAAAAGGAGCUGAAAAGAAGUCGAACUUUGCUCCAAAACUGAAAAGCAGUUUGGAAAUGCGAAUGGAAGAAGUUGACAUUUUUGCCGAGCACGAUGCGCUCAAGAAGAAAUAUGAAUUGGAGCAAGAAGCAAAAAAGCAGCGCAGAAGAGACGAACGUGCUGCGAGACUGAAUGCUUCGACUUACGAGUCGCUUGGAUAUGACAAUUCGUUGCCAUCGUCAUCGACUGCCACUCAUAUUGUCAAACUUACUCAAACUCCGAAGGGCUUGAAGCCGAAGAUUGCGACAUUCAACGAUGAGGAUAUGUUCAAGCCAAGAAAGGAUGUGCGGAAAGUCUUUGCUGGCCGCAAGAAGAAUACAAACGUUGAAGUGCUAUCGCUGUUGAAGUUGUCACAGAAUAUCUUAAUUAAUCAUCCAAAUCAAUUGAUGAAACCAAUUAGGAAGACCCCGUUUGAGGUUCUUGAGCCGGCACUCAAGAGAGCAUCUCACGAGGAGCUGAAGUUAUUUGUUCGGAUUAAUCAUAAAUACGAGGAAAACGUUGAAGAGCUUUUCAAAUCGGAGGUUGCACGCGAAUUUCCGACUAAAACAGUUCUUCCAAAAUCGUUCAAAUCAUGGGCAACGUUCUAUGAUCAUCUCGUCGUCGACAAAGCGAAAUCAGAACAGCAUCGUCUUGAGAGACUAACUGAAAAAAUCAGCGACAAAGCUAAGCAAAUGGACACCGGCAGACGCACGCAAUUGAUUGCCGAGGCCCACACACCGCGUAACGUUCGUCAACGUCAAGCAAGGUAUGGUUUGGCUCACUCGAUGGCUCCGACUCCAUCAGCUUCAGAGCUUUCACAAGCUCGCAAGGCUGUCGGAAAUGGUGAUCGAUCGAAGCUAGCUGCAAUGCCCUCAGCAGUUGUAAAUAAAAACUCGCGUGUCGGAGCUCGAAGCGGCCGAGCUCAACCAAAACCAAGUACAGAUCCUGAACAGGGAUAUUUGAUGAAGCGAGCUCUUAAAUGGAUGAAACUGAUGAGACAUAAGUAA
Messenger RNA from Caenorhabditis bovis, 1422 nucleotides. NCBI's taxonomy places the organism in Eukaryota, Metazoa, Nematoda, Chromadorea, Rhabditida, Rhabditidae. The record is from the annotation of a GenBank genome assembly.